Aspergillus ochraceoroseus IBT 24754 is the source of this 2400-nucleotide messenger RNA. Its product is annotated as putative raffinose synthase protein Sip1. Lineage: Eukaryota; Fungi; Ascomycota; Eurotiomycetes; Eurotiales; Aspergillaceae. The record is from RefSeq and is a predicted model, not a curated record. The transcript has 2 exons. Bases 279 to 2285 code for a protein of 668 amino acids.
CCCAGACAGAUUGGCGUUGGGUGAACCAAGAGCCGCGAAUCGCCGAUGGGGAGUUGAUUUUUGCCUCGCCAAGGACAGCAGCAGAGAACUUUGCUGAAUAUUUUGAGAACCUCUCAUCCGAGAUCGAAAUACAGACACGCCAAAGUGAGGCGCCCGGAGCGGUUCUGUGGCAUCUUGCCGGUUCAGUGGAUGCUGUGGAGGAUGGUAAUCCCGGAGUAGUGCGGACCCUUCCGCUGGGAACCCCUUCUUCAGUAUCAAGAUUCUUUGCCUUGAUUCGGAUGUGGACUCCAUGGCUUGGGCCCAGACAGGGGAAGGGGAAAUUUGAGCUGAAUGAAGAUGCACUAUUGUGCUCAUUUCUUCGAACAGAUGGAGUCCAUGUGGUUCUUCUCGGGGUGUCUGGGAUAGACAACGUUCUGACGGUGCUUGGAUCCGGGGCGAACGGUGAGGUGCUGGUGAAGGCUCAAAACGACAACACAACAUCAGCUCGCUUUCAGAUCUUGGCCUCUGCAGCGGAGGAUUUUGAAGUUGCGAUGAGUGCUCUCAUCUAUGAAGCGCGUAAGUUGGUAAGACCCUAUACUACACAGGAUGUGGUGGAAACAUGUCCGCAAAAAGAUCCAGAAGCACAGUGGCUCUCGACCUGGGCAGAUGGCUUGACGUAUUGUACUUGGAACGGUCUAGGACAGAAUCUCACCGAAGGUAAAGUUCUCUCUGCUCUCCGCGAGCUUAAAAAACAUGGGAUUAAUAUCACGAACCUGAUUAUGGACGAUAACUGGCAAACUCUGGACAACGAAGGAAAGGCGCAAUGGGACCGGGCAUGGAAGCAAUUUGAAGCAAACCCAAAGGCAUUUCCACAUGGUCUUAAGAAGACAGUGGAUGCGAUUCGGGAAGAGAACCGGAAUAUCGACACUAUAGCUGUCUGGCACUCUCUCCUUGGCUACUGGCACGGGAUCUCCCCGGAAGGCGAGCUGGCUGCUCUGUAUAAGACAAAAGAAGUGGAAAUCAAGAAUCCCGGCACUGGAAAGGAUAUCGACGCGAAACGGAGCCCUGUUCUUGCUAUUGACCCGCAAGAUGUCCAGCGCUUCUAUGAUGACUUUUACAGAUUCCUUUCUUCGGCCGGGAUUAACGGUGUCAAGACAGACGCUCAGUAUUUUCUGGAUCUCCUGGUAAACCCCGAGGACCGGAGGAGAUUCACAAGCUCCUAUCAAGACGCUUGGUCCAUUUCCUCGUCGAGAUAUUUCGAUACCAAAGUCAUCUCUUGCAUGUCACUUUUCCCCCAGAAUAUCUUUCACUCCCUGCUCCCAACCAACAAGUUUACCAUACCGGUCCGGAAUUCGGACGACUUCUUUCCUGAUGUGGAAAGCUCUCAUCCCUGGCACCUAUUCUGUAAUGCCCACAAUGCGCUUUUUACAAGAUAUCUCAAUGUUAUUCCGGACUGGGAUAUGUUCCAGACCACUGGCGCAUACGCAGGCUUUCACGCAGCAGCACGAUGUGUCUCGGGCGGACCGGUUUACAUUACAGAUGUGCCUGGCAAGCACAAUCUCGAUUUAAUUAACCAGAUCACGGCCCCGACCAUCCAAGGAACCACAGUGAUCCUCCGACCUAGUAUCAUAGGACGUACGCUCGACAUGUACCACGACCUCAAUGAGGGCCACAUCCUCCGGGUGGGCACAUACACAGGUCGUGCGCCCACAGGAAGCGGGAUAAUCGGCCUAUUCAACAUCGCUUCAUCAACCAAGUCGUGCAUCAUCCCCGUGUCGGAUUUCCCUGGUGUUCACAACCCAGAUGCCCAGUAUGUAGUGCGGGCUCAUACAAGUGGCAAGCUCGCUGAGGGCUUGCACGCCUCCGAUUCUUCCGCAGUUGUCUCCGUGAAGCUAGAUCCGAAGGGCUGGGAAAUCCUUACUGUCUACCCAACGCAAUCUUUUACUUUGAAAGGUGGAAGCGAGCCGACAUAUGUCUCCGUGCUUGGUCUUCUGGGGAAGAUGACCGGUAUUGCAGCGCUUCUAAUGUCUGACAUCUGCAUCGAAAGUAACGGACGACUACGAUUCGACGUUAGUCUCAAGGCCCUCGGUAUUCUUGGAAUUUACAUCUCCGAUCUGCCUCGAUGGGACAUUGAAGAAAAUUGCAUGGUCACAAUCUCGGGUAGAGCAAUCCCCCGGGAGACUGUCCGGAAAAGCGGAGGAAAGAAAGGAAAAGUCCUAGAGAUUGAUCUCCAGACUGCCUGGAAGGAGCUGGGUCUGGAUGCUGGAUGGAGUAAUGAAAUUCGGGCUACGUUGUUUAUCGGAUGAGCGUCCUGAUUCAAGAGAUAUAAAUCAGCACAGAAAUGAAAAUAUCAAUUAUUUGUUUUGGGUACGCUAUACGGUCUACCCACAAUCAAGGAUAUACAUCCACUAAGUAAAAAGG